CCGCUCAGAGAGAGUCACAGCUAUUGCCGGACGAGAUUAAAAAAAAAAAAAGUUGUCUAUUUUCUCUUCUUUCCCCAAACCCUAAAAAAGUACGCAGCUUUCCCCAGAUUCAUCGUUUCAAGAGAUGGCGGAGGAAGAGGUUGUUACUAUCCCUGCGACACCGGUCGAUCUCAAGCGCAAGCUCGACGAGGUUGAGCCUGAGCAACAUGCCGGCUUCGAUAAUGGCUCUAACGGAGAUAUAUUAGAUGAGAGCAAACCAGCUUCUGAUUCUUCUCAGGCUAAGCGAGCCAAGCUCCAAGAUGAUGAAACUCAAGAUGCUUUAGAUAAUGGGAAAACACAAGAAAAUGGUUCUUCAGUGGAGGUUAAAGAAGAAGAAGAGCUUCAAGAACCUAAGGAAGAGGAAACUGAGGAACCAAGUGUACACAAGGAUGAGAAUCAAGAUACUUUACCUCCUGUUGAGGAAGUUCAAGAUCCCAUUAAUGCUGAAGAGUCUGAAAAAAAUAAGACUUGUGGUGUAGAUCAGCCAGCAGUUGAAAGUACUGUAGAAGAAUGUAAUGGUGGUGAAUCUCAGAAAGAGGUUGAUGAAAGUAGUAAGGAAUUGAAUGAGAAGGAGAUUGGUGAAGAAGAAAAUAAGGAAUUGGGUGGUGAUAAUUCUCAGAAGGAGGUUGAUGUUACUCAUUCCACUACUCGUAGGAUUGAUGUCCCAAGUUCAAAGGUAGGUAUACUGAUUGGUAAAGGCGGGGAGACUAUACGGCAUCUUCAGUUUAACUCGGGUGCCAAAAUCCAAAUUUUGAGGGAUUCAGAAGCUGAUCCGAACUCUGCGCUAAGACCAGUUGAGAUCAUUGGAACUGUUGUAUGCAUUGAAAAUGCUGAGAAGCUUAUCAGUGCAGUCAUAGCAGAGGCCGAAGCAGGAGGUUCACCUGCCCUAGUUGCGAGGCGUCAUCUUGCCACUCAUGCGAUUGGGAUUCCAGAACAGAUAGAGAUUAAAGUUCCGAAUGAUAAGGUUGGUCUUAUUAUUGGCCGAGGUGGGGAGACAAUCAAAAACAUGCAGACAAGGUCUGGAGCACGUAUUCAGUUAAUACCUCAACAUGCGGAAGGUGAUGGUGAGAAGGAGAGGACUGUCCGUAUUUCUGGAGAUAAGAGGCAGAUUGACAUAGCAACGGACAUGAUAAAAGAAGUUAUGUAUCAGGAUGCAAGGCCAUCACCCUAUGCUAAUGCUGGUGGUUAUAAUCAGCCUCCCUACCGACCCCGAGGGCCUGGUGGUCCACCUCAAUGGGGUUCACGAGGUCCUUAUGCUCCCCACUCAAUGCCCUAUGAUUACCACAACCGUGGACCGUAUUCAUCUCAAGGUUCACAUUACAAUUCUCCCGGUUACGGUGGUUAUCCUCCACAGCAUAUGCCCCCUAGAGGUGGAUAUAAUACUGGUUGGGACCAAAGACCUCCACCUUCUGGUCCUUACGAUUAUUAUGGUAGACAAGGAGCUCAAACCUCUGGUCCAGUUCCACCUCCUGGCCAUGCACCUUCUCCUGCCUUGGGUGGUCCCCCUCCUUCCCAAGUAAGUUAUGGUUACGGUCAGAGUCACGGGCAAGAGUAUGGACAUGCUGCUCCUUACUCCCAGACCGGUCAUCAGCAGACUUAUGGGCAGAUGUAUGAACAGCCCAAGUAUGACAAUAAUCCUCCGAUGCAGCCUCCUUAUGGAGCUUCAUACCCACCAGUGGGUGGUGCUCAGCCAGGCUAUUCACAAAUGCAGCAACCUGGUGGUAGGCCUUAUGGUAUGCAACAAGGUCCAGUCCAGCAAGGAUAUGGGCCUCCACGGCCUGCAGCGGCAACUCCUUCCGGUGAUGUUCCUUACCAAGGUGCAACUCCAGCAGCAGCAGCACCGUUAUAUGGCAGUACCACUACCAACAUGGCUCCACAACAACAAUAUGGUUACACGUCAAGUGGUGGGCCAGUGCAACAGCAAGCAUACCCUUCCUAUAGCUCGGCUCCAUCUGACGGUUACAACAAUGGUACACAAACACCUGCAACUGGUCCAGCUUACCAGCAACAAAGUGUUCAGCCAACUUCUUCCACUCAUGACCUGCCUGGUGCACAGCAGGCUGGAGCAGCUGGAUAUGGUGGGCAAGUAGCUCCAACCAGUGGAUACAGUUCAUAUCCAUCCUCACAGCCCGCUUAUGGUACUGCUCAGACCCAAAACAGUGGAAACUAUGGUUACAACACAAGCUCUCAAGAUCCUAACUACGGAUAUGGUGCAGCACCGGGAAGCCAAACAGCUUAUUCACAAGCAGCAACUAAUCAAGCAGGAUAUGAGCAACAGCCUGCAACUCAACCUGCAGGGUAUGUGACUGCUCCAGGGAGCACACAAGUGAAUCAGUACGAUGCAAGCCAGGUGUACGCAGCUCCACGUUAAGAGAAUCAACCAAUGUUGCAAAGUUGCUAGACCUGCUGCACUCACGCAGCUGGAGUCUAAGACAGUUUCUUAUGAAAAGGUGGAUCUGAUUCGUCUCUGACUCCUUCACCUUGAAUGCUUUAUUGUAAUCCCUCUAUUAACCUUUAGAUGUUGAAAUGUUGUUGAACUGUUGCUGAUAGUUUAAGCUCUUAUAUUUAUUUUCGUUGGUCAUGCUUUAAAAGGAGA
Camelina sativa (false flax) is the source of this 2635-nucleotide messenger RNA. RefSeq lists its product as uncharacterized. Lineage: Eukaryota; Viridiplantae; Streptophyta; Magnoliopsida; Brassicales; Brassicaceae. Gene Ontology annotation, molecular function: RNA binding. The record is from RefSeq and is a predicted model, not a curated record.